CAGUGUGGGAAAAUUAGGAGGCAUCGAUUGUACACUUAGUAUUCGGAUGAACACAAUAUUAAUAGGCUAAAUUUUUAACAAAUUAAAACCGAAAUUUAUGUUAAAAAUUCCAUAUAAUAUAAGUACGGACAUUUCAGCAAGUGUGUUAAACUUUGAGUUAUUCUUUUUGGACAAAAACUGUUAUGGUUUCAGCUAUUAGAAGUACAGUUUAUCAUCGCCAUGGGAGCAUCGACUGUUAAGCCCUUUUCUGAAGCGGAAUGCAAGGCUAUCAAGAAGUUCAUGAAGAGUUACAAGAAGCACCAUGCCGACCUAGACGAAGACGAGGUGAAAAGGUCAGGAGAAAAUGCCUGGGGAAAGCUUUUGCCCCAUCAAAAGAAGUAUUUUGAACAGGAGAGACCUAAAGAAAACACCGUAAAAAGAAUAUUGCCGGCAGCAAAAAAAAAACGUAUUAACCAGAAGAAGAAAGCAGUCCCCAAAUGUCGUUAUCAUUCGAGAAAAAGACCCUUGGCCAAGCCAACGCACACUAUCACGAAUCCUGCAAUGAGCCACGCCUUCAUAAGAUUUUUGCGAGAGUUCCAAAGGAGGAACGCCACCGGAGACGUAAAGAAAAGGCUGCAAAGAGCAGCCAAGAUGUGGUCAAAACUAUCUAAAGCUCAGAAAAACAAAUUUCGCACGGCGGGAGCGAGCAUAAGAAGGAAUGAGCACAUUGUUUUUAGAUAAUAAAAUAAGAGUCUUCUGAAGAAUUAACAAGAAUAUGACCUGGACUUCUAAACACUUUUUACAACCCGACUAAAUAAAUUGUAUUGUAUCAAGCCAA
Molecule: messenger RNA, 817 nt
Organism: Drosophila sechellia
Lineage: Eukaryota; Metazoa; Arthropoda; Insecta; Diptera; Drosophilidae
Product: protamine-like protein 99C
Exons: 3
Coding region: 220-720 (166 amino acids)
Biological process (GO): sperm DNA condensation; spermatogenesis
Source: RefSeq, a predicted model, not a curated record